Rhodamnia argentea is the source of this 1674-nucleotide messenger RNA. Its product is annotated as geraniol 8-hydroxylase-like. The record is from RefSeq and is a predicted model, not a curated record. NCBI's taxonomy places the organism in Eukaryota, Viridiplantae, Streptophyta, Magnoliopsida, Myrtales, Myrtaceae. The transcript is spliced from 3 exons. Gene Ontology annotation, molecular function: heme binding; monooxygenase activity; iron ion binding. The coding region runs from base 16 to 1593 and encodes 525 amino acids.
CACUCCAAGGUCACCAUGUCCCCCUCCAUCUCCCUUCCCCUUCUCCACGAUCUUGAAUCUUCUCUCUCGCGGAACGUUGUCUCGCUCCCGAACUUACUUCUUCUUCUCUCAGGCGCUUUCGCAAUCGGCUGUUGGGCAUGGCGUCGUUUCGCCCAGAAGAAAAACUCGCCGUCGCUGCCGCCGGGACCCGCGGGUCUUCCCCUUGUCGGGAACUUGCCCUUCCUCGAUCCGGAGCUCCACACCUACUUUGCCACCCUCGCGACGACGUACGGCCCGGUCUUGAAGCUCCAGCUUGGCAGGAAGCUCAGCAUCGUCGUGACGUCCCCGGCCACUGCCCGCGAGGUGUUGAAGGACAACGACAUCACGUUCGCCAACCGCGACGUGCCCAUCGCCGGGAGGACCGCGUUCUAUGGCGGGUCGGACAUCAUCUGGAGUCCGUACGGGCCCGAGUGGAGGAUGCUCCGGAAGGUGUGCGGGCUCAAGAUGCUGAGCAACCACACGCUGGACUCCGUCUACGAGCUCCGACGGAGGGAGCUCCAAAAGACCGUGGGGUACUUCCGGCUCCGGGCUGGGUCGCCGGUGAACGUUGGGGAGCAGAUGUUCUUGACGGUGCUCAACGUGAUCACGAGCAUGUUGUGGGGUGGGACGGUGCGGGGCGAGGACAGGGAGAGCUUGGGUGCUGAUUUCAGGCAGGCGAUUUCAAAUUUGACGAAACUUCUUGGGAAGCCAAAUAUUUCGGACUUUUAUCCCAGUCUGGCUCGAUUCGAUUUGCAAGGGAUAGAGAGGCAAAUGAAGGGGUUGGCGAAGCGGUUCGAUGGAAUUUUUGAGAAGAUGAUUGAGCAGAGGUUGAAGAUGCAGAGAGAUGGCGGAAUCGAGGAGAGCAAAGAUUUCUUGCAGUUUCUGUUGGAGUGGAACAACGAGGAAGAUGCCAAGACUCCUCUCACGAUGACUGGCCUGAAAGCUCUGCUCAUGGACAUGUUGGUUGGUGGAACAGACACAUCCUCCAACACAAUCGAGUUUGCCAUGGCUGAGAUCAUGAACAAACCUAGUGUUCUGAGAAAAAUCCAGCAAGAACUGGAAACUGCGGUCGGCAAAGACAACGUAGUAGAAGAAUCUCACAUCCCUAAACUGCCUUACUUACAAGCUGUCAUGAAAGAGUCGCUGAGGUUGCACCCGCCAGUCCCCCUGCUGAUCCCGCACUGCCCGAGCGCGACUUGCACCAUCGGAGGCUACACGGUCCCGAAGUGCUCUCAGGUCUUCAUCAACGUGUGGGCGAUACACAGGGACCCUUCGAUAUGGAACGACCCUUUGAAGUUCAAUCCCGACAGGUUCUUGCACGGUGAGGUUGACUUCAAUGGGCACAAUUUCAAUUACUUGCCUUUCGGGUCCGGGAGGAGAACAUGCAUGGGAAUAUUGAUGGCUGAGAGGACGGUGCUAUACUCGCUCGCCACACUCUUGCACUCCUUCGACUGGAAGCUGCCGGAGGGGGAGAAGAUGGAUCUGACGGAGCAGUUUGGGAUCGUCAUGAAGAAGAAAAAGCCUCUAAUGGCUGUUCCUUCGCCGAGGUUCUCUGAUCCUCAGCUUUAUGAAUGAGAUAUUAGUGGAACGCACCGUAUGCACAGGUGCAUCCUGGUAUGGUUUCUUUAUAUAAGCCUAUUUGUCUAAAAUAAAGGA